Messenger RNA from Arabidopsis arenosa, 3167 nucleotides. The record is from the annotation of a GenBank genome assembly. Lineage: Eukaryota; Viridiplantae; Streptophyta; Magnoliopsida; Brassicales; Brassicaceae.
AAUUCAGUUAAAAAAGAAAAAGAAAAAAACAUCUAACGAAUUUCUCAAGGAAGUGAGUUUAUGAGUGAUACAAAGAUAUCAGCGGUAGCAGUUGCGGCUGCGAUAGUGGUGGUAACUGCGGUUGCGGUAUGGAUAUGGAAAGGCCUGAAUCUAGCUUGGUUUAAACCAAAGAAACAUGAGGCUUAUCUAAAGAGACAAGGGUUCUCUGGAACUCCUUUCACCUUUCUUGUCGGAGACGCUAAAAGGGAAGCCAGUAUGGUGGAGCAAGCAAAGUCCAGACCCAUCAGUCUAACCGAUGAUUACACGCCUCGUGUCAUGCCUCUAAUAUUACAGACCGUUAAGGAUCAUGGGAAGACAUCUUACAUGUGGAUGGGACCUACAGCGAGUGUGAUUGUGACGAAACCAGAACACAUCAAAGAAGUUUUAAACAGAGUUUACGAUUUCCCGAAGCCACCAGUGCACCCAAUUGUGGAGCUUUUUGCGACUGGAGUCGCGUUGUAUGAAGGAGAGAAAUGGUCUAAGCACAGGAAGAUUAUAAACCCUUCUUUUCAUAUUGAAAAGCUCAAGAUUAUGAUACCUGCGUUCUACGAGAGCUGCAGCGAGAUGAUAAGUAAAUGGGAGAGGUUGGUAAGCCAGCAGCAAGGAUCAUCGAGUGAGAUCGAUGUUUGGCCAUAUCUUGGAGAUGUAACCUCAGAUGUAAUUUCGCGUACAGCAUUUGGUAGUAGCUACGAGGAAGGUAAGGGAAUCUUUGAGCUUCAAGAAGAACAAGGCCGGCGAGUUUUAAAAGCUCUUGAGUUGGCUAUCAUCCCUGGAUUGAGGUUUCUACCAACAAAGAAUAAUAGGAGGAUGAGGCAAAUAGACAGAGAAGUGAAGUCUAGACUAAAAGAGAUCAUCAUAAAAAGACAGAGAGCUAUGGAAGCAGGGGAGGCUCCAAAGAAUGAUUUGUUGGGAAUACUUUUGGAAUCGAAUUCCGGAGAUCAUGGUAUGAGUAUCGAAGAUGUGGUAGAAGAGUGCAGGCUGUUUCACUUCGCUGGCCAAGAAACCACGGCGGUGUUGCUCGUGUGGACUAUGAUUAUGCUAAGCCAUCACCAAAAGUGGCAAGAUCAAGCUAGAGAAGAGAUCUUAAAAGUCAUUGGAAAGAACAAUAAACCUAACUUUGAUGCACUCUCUCGACUCAAAAUAAUGAGCAUGAUCUUGAACGAGGUAUUGAGGUUAUACCCACCAGGGAUACUACUUGGUCGAACCAUAGAGAAAGAAACAAAGCUUGGUGAGGACAUGACACUACCAGGUGGUGCACAAGUAGUCAUUCCUGUUCUUAUGGUUCAUCGUGAUCCCGAGCUUUGGGGAGAUGAUGUGCAUGAGUUUAAGCCCGAGAGAUUCGCAGAUGGGAUCUCAAAAGCCACGAAGAACCAAGUUUCGUUUCUUCCGUUUGGAUGGGGACCAAGAUUUUGUCCUGGCCAGAAUUUUGCUUUGAUGGAAGCUAAGAUGGCUCUUGUCUUGAUUCUGCAGAGAUUCUCCUUUGAGCUGUCUCCGUCGUACACUCAUGCACCUCAUACGGUUCUUACACUUCAUCCUCAGUUUGUUGUUGUAUUGUGGUGGCUAUGGAGAAUUUUGGAGUGGGUUUGGCUUAAACCUAAGAUGCUUGAGAGUUACCUGAGAAGACAAGGUCUUGUCGGAACUCGUUACACGCCUCUUGUCGGAGAUGUGAGAAGGAAUUUUAGCAUGUUGAAGGAAGCAAGAUCCAAACCGAUGAAACCAACGGAUGAUCUCAUCUCACUUGUCAUGCCUUACUCUUUUCACAUGCUCAACACUUACGGAAAGACAUUUUUCACAUGGCUAGGACCCAUACCUGCCAUAACAAUAAUGAAUCCACAGCUGAUUAAAGAAGUGUAUAACAAAAUUUAUGAUUUCGAGAAGACGCACACGUUUCCUUUGACUACAUUGCUAACUGAUGGACUUGCUAAUGCCGAUGGAGAUAAAUGGGUGAAACACCGGAAGAUUAUCAACCCGGCAUUCCAUUUUGAGAAGAUUAAGAAUAUGGUUCCUACGUUUUAUGAUAGUUGCAGUGAGGUUGUGUGCCAAUGGGAGAAGUUAGUUUCAGAUAAAGGGUUGUCGUGUGAGGUUGAUGUUUGGCCAUGGAUUGUGAAUAUGACCGGAGAUGUGAUCUCUCGAACCGCUUUUGGUAGCAGCUACAAAGAAGGACAGAGGAUAUUCAUACUACAAGCAGAAUUAGCACACCUCAUCAUACUAGCUCUUGGGAAGAAUUACAUCCCUGGAUAUCGGCAUUUCCCAACUAAGAAUAAUAGAAGGAUGAAAACAAUAUUUAAGGAAAUCCAAUUUAUACUAAGAGGGAUCAUUAGCAAUAGGGAAAAGGCGAGAGACGCUGGAGAAGCACCAAGUGACGAUUUGUUAGGUAUACUUCUUGAAUCAAAUUCAGGGCAAACUAAAGGAAAUGGACUGAACACUGAAGAAAUCAUGGAAGAUUGCAAGUUGUUUUAUUUCGCGGGACAAGAGACCACUUCAGUACUUUUGGCUUGGACUAUGGUUUUGCUAAGCCAACACCAAGACUGGCAAGCUCGUGCACGAGAGGAAGUGGUGCAAGUUUUUGGCGAUAACAAACCUGAUCUACAAGGCAUUAACCAACUCAAAGUUAUGACAAUGAUUAUUUAUGAAGUCUUGAGGCUAUAUCCUCCAGUAAUCCAGAUGAACCGAGCGAUCCACAAAGAGAUAAAGCUAGGUGAUCUGACACUACCAGGCGGUGUUCAAGUCCAUAUGCCUAUUCUGCUAAUCCACCGCGAUACUAAGCUUUGGGGCGAUGAUGCAGCAGAGUUCAAGCCCGAGAGAUUCAAAGACGGGAUCUCAAAGGCAACAAAGAACCAGGUCUGCUUCUUGCCUUUCGGGUGGGGACCGAGGAUUUGCAUCGGUCAGAACUUCGCUCUGUUGGAGGCAAAGAUGGCUCUGGCUUUGAUUCUUCAGAGAUUCUCCUUCGAGCUUUCACCUUCCUAUGUUCAUUCACCUUACAGAGUCUUCACCAUACAUCCACAGUGUGGGGCUCAUAUUAUCCUGCACAAGCUAUGAUACUAUACUCCAUGUGGUGUGUUAUCAAAUGAACUUGUUAUACGUAUGGGAAACAAGAUUUCAUAGAAGAAUCAAUUCAAGAUCAUAGU